Messenger RNA from Fusarium odoratissimum NRRL 54006, 807 nucleotides. RefSeq lists its product as uncharacterized. The record is from RefSeq and is a predicted model, not a curated record. The coding region runs from base 1 to 807 and encodes 268 amino acids. The transcript is spliced from 2 exons. NCBI's taxonomy places the organism in Eukaryota, Fungi, Ascomycota, Sordariomycetes, Hypocreales, Nectriaceae.
AUGGCAUCCCCGAAUGAGUUGCCCAUGGAUCAGCUCCAUCCCGGGCAAGGGCAAAGCUGGAGUAAGACUUUCGGAAAUGGCUCGAUACAGAAGUAUCACCGACUGGCGAAUAUAAUGAGCCAGGAUAAACAUUUCGCUAUUUUCAGACGAUUCGAUGAUAUUAACCUUGCUGUCCUUUUGGCCCUCCAGGCGGAGAUAGUGGAUCUUCAAUAUCAUUUGCAGGUUCAAAGCCAAAAGGACAAUAGUGGUCAAGGCCAGCGGGACCUCUUGACGAAACUGCAACCAAAGCUCACGGAGUAUAUGUCGGAGUUAUCUCAACUGCAGACCCCAAGGACAUCGCAACUAGAGACUCUCCAAGACUGGCUAACGGACUCCAAAGGAGGUGCUAACUUCCUCGCGAAAUCCGGUACCCCGGAACUUUACACCUGGAAACCAAAGGACCCGUCUCAGUAUGUUUCCUUACACAAGACGGCUGAGGACUCUGAUCCAUUUACCAACUUUGUAAAAGAGGUCCUUACAUUCAUCUUCCACCGGUUGUGUGGCGAGAGACUCAAUGCUGCCAGGGUAGUUGACGUCGAGUCCGGGUUGGCCUCAUACUCCGAUUCCAGCCUCGUGAGAGCAAGCAAUCUAUUCACGGUUAUUGUGUCGUCAGCACUGCCAGUUCUUACGAUAUUUGCACUCAAUAGCCUUGAGACAACAGCUCAGAGGAUUGGCCUCACUGUGGUCUUUACUGUUCUUUUUGCGGUCAUCCUGGAGCUGUUCACAAACGCAAAGAGGGUUGAAAUUUUUGCCGCAACGGCUACGUGA